Polyodon spathula (Mississippi paddlefish) is the source of this 3725-nucleotide messenger RNA. Its product is annotated as protocadherin alpha-C2-like. Gene Ontology annotation, cellular component: plasma membrane. Gene Ontology annotation, biological process: homophilic cell-cell adhesion. Gene Ontology annotation, molecular function: calcium ion binding. NCBI's taxonomy places the organism in Eukaryota, Metazoa, Chordata, Actinopteri, Acipenseriformes, Polyodontidae. The coding region runs from base 703 to 3651 and encodes 982 amino acids. The record is from RefSeq and is a predicted model, not a curated record. The transcript is spliced from 4 exons.
ACAGCUUACAAGAACUCUGCACAGACAUGGUUUGCCAUUGAGUUGCGUGAUUGUAACAAUUGUUAUAUUUGAAUUGCAGAUUCCUAACAUUCGAUUUAAAUACCACGUCUGAAAUAUAAAACAAAAACUCCGAUUACAAAUAAUAAUUUGCAGCUGUCGUUUAUUGCAAAUGUGACUUGCAUCUUCAUUCUCUUCAGUGUCGUCUUUUGCAAGGCUUUUUAGGCUGCAUGAUAUGCAGUCGCUUUUUUUUUCUCGUGUUAGGUGCUGAAAAGCAGCCAGCAAUCUGCACAGUCCAUCCAACCUCCCCCCGUCCCCUUUCGCGCACGCACACACACACACACACACACACACAGACUCAGUAGCAGGAAGGCUGGUUGAAACUCAGAGUUAAGAGAACGAUAGGCAGCAUCAGUGGAUUUAAACACACCCAAAUGAGAGAGAGAGAGAGAGAGAGAGAGAGAGAGAGAGAGAGAGAGAGAGAGAGAGAGAGAGAGAGAGAGAGAAUGAAAACACAUCAUGGAUGUUUCACUAAAAAACCAGCAUAAUGACAUUUCGAGAAGGAUAUUUCUGUCAACAAGGACGUAAUGUGGUAACGUACUGCAACACUUUUCAUGUUGCGGAACGAGAAAAGAUAUUACAAGCUAAAAAGACGGAAAGCUUUUUUUAAAAUUUUUAAUCCGUCUGCGCUUGAUUUAGAAAGCAAUGUCUCUUGCAAGGAUAUGUAACAGCAGACCGAAGCAUGUGUCAGCUUAUUUUAUAUUGUUGUUUUUUGGGGGCCUAGCAACGGGGCAGGUUCGGUAUUCUAUUCCCGAAGAAUUGGAACAGGGGGCCUAUGUUGGAGAUAUUGUGAAAGACUUGGGGCUUGAUCUCGGGAGACUGCUCACCCGAAGCGUUAAGAUAACCUCUAGCAACAGCAAGCAGUAUCUGGAUAUUAAUCUCAGCAACGGGAACUUGUUUGUUAACGACAGGAUAGACAGAGAGACUCUCUGUGAACUCCGCAGCUUGUGCUUAUUACAUUUCGAGGUGGUGGUGGAAAACCCGUUGGAAGUUUACAAUGUUGAAGUGGAAAUAUUAGACGUUAAUGACAAUGCGCCACGGUUCCCCAGAAACGAAUACCGUUUGGAGAUCACUGAAUCAGCUUUGCCCAGUGCGCUUUUCCCAGUCGAGAGCGCACAGGAUCCAGACGUGGGUUCAAAUUCAGUCCGUAUUUACAGGCUCAGCCAGAAUGAGCAUUUCACCCUGGACUCAAACGCUCCUGUGGUGAACAGCAAAUUUAUCGAGCUUGUACUUAAGAAAGCAGUCGAUCGUGAGCAGAAGUCUCUUCACCAGUUAGUUUUAACAGCCGUUGAUGGAGGCACGCCUGCGAGAACUGGCACUGCCAACAUUGCAGUUCGUGUGUUAGACUCAAAUGACAACGUCCCGGUAUUUGAUAAAUCUGUUUACAAAGUUAAAUUAUUAGAAAAUGCACCCAGGGGCAUGCUGGUAAUCAAGCUGAAUGCGACCGAUCUAGACGAAGGCUCCAAUGGAGAGCUGCUUUAUUCUUUCAGUAGCUACACCCCAGGAAGAGUCAGGCAGAUUUUCAGCAUAGACCCAAGCACAGGAGAAAUAAGAGUUAAUGGCACUGUGGAUUAUGAGGAAACCAACUCUUAUGAGAUUUAUGUGCAAGCCAUGGAUAAGGGGGCAUCUGCAGUAGCAGUACAUUGCAAAGUAGUAGUGGAAAUUAUUGACGUUAAUGACAAUACCCCUGUGAUAGUGUUAUCCUCCCAUUCCACCCCAGUUCGUGAGGAUGUAAGGCCAGACACUGUGGUGGCUCUGGUCAGUGUGAGUGACAAAGAUUCUGGUGCAAAUAAACAGGUCACCCUUCAAAUACCUUCAGAUAUUCCAUUUAAAAUAAAAGCUUACAGGAAUUACUACACAUUAGUUACAGCUGGGUUUUUAGACAGAGAGAAGGCAACUGCCUACAAUAUAACAUUCACAGCUAUUGAUUCUGGGACCCCGUCUUUGUCAUCGCAGAAAACUGUUCUGGUGGAAGUUUCAGAUGUCAAUGACAAUCCUCCACUUUUUGAACAGACAUCCUAUUCAGUGUAUAUAGAUGAAAACAAUGCCCUAGGGUCUCCUUUAUGUACUGUGAAAGCAAUUGAUCCAGAUGUCAAUGAAAAUGCUAUUGUAUCAUACUCUAUCCUCGGUGCUAAUAUUCAGGACAUACCUGUCACCUCAUAUGUUUCAAUCAGCUCAGACACUGGUAUCAUCUAUGCUCUGUGUUCUUUUGACUAUGAAAAGCUGAGGGAGUUUCAGUUUGAAGUUAAAGCAAAGGAUGCUGGCAUUCCACCACUUAGCAGUGUUGCUACAGUUUAUGUGUAUGUUGUGGAUCAAAAUGACAAUGCACCUCAGAUCUUGUACCCCUCUUCAGGAAAUACAACAGAGAUGAUUCCAAAAACAGCAAAUGCAGGCUACCUGGUUACUAAAGUGAUUUCUCUUGAUGCAGAUUCUGGCCAAAAUGCAUGGUUAUUUUACCAUUUACUGCAGGCAACAGAUCCAACCCUUUUUAAAGUUAAUCAGCAUACCGGGGAAAUCAGGAUCACUCACAAAAUUGGAGAAGAGAAUUCCACGUCAUUUAAUUUAACAGUCCUAGUGAAGGAUAGCGGACAGCCAUCUCUGUCAGCCACAGCUACCAUACAUGUAGCUGUUGUAGACAGAGUAACAAGAAUUACUCCUGAUCCCAGAAGGCAUGUAAAAAGCUCUAAAAUCUACUCAGAUGUGACACUCUAUUUAAUCACUGCUCUGAGCACAAUCUGCUUUGUUUUUGUUUUGACCGUAAUUGUUUUGGCUGUCAUCCGAUGCCAUAGGUACAGUGCAACCUGCUGUUUAAGUCCUGGUUGCACGAGGGAGAGACACAGUGCUGAAAUGUACAAACAGGCCAACAAUAAUCUUGUAGUUCAGCGGGGCUUGAAGGUGCAGCCCCAUUUUAUAGAGGUGAAGGGAAACGGGUCCUUGUCUCAAACCUACUGCUACAAGGCCUGUCUUACUGCUGGCUCUGGAAGUGACACUUUUAUGUUUUACGAUACUGGCUACCCAGCUAGAGCUGGACCCAGCGAUGCAGCAUCUGACAGAUACCUGACAGGGAAAAGUGGGCAGAGCCCGGGUUCUGCUUCAAAUCGAAACAGUGUUUCGAAGGAGCCCAGGCAACCAAAUACAGACUGGCGUUAUUCUGCAUCUUUGAGAGCAGGAAUACAAAGCUCUGUGCUUAUGGAAGAAUCAGCAGUUUUGCAAGGUGCACCUGUGGUACAUGUACAGAACUGGCCUACAGUCUCCAGUGCAACACUUGAGCCCGAUGCUGGAGAGGUGUCCCCUCCUGUUGGAGCCGGAAUAAACAGCAACAGCUGGACCUUUAAGUAUGGACCCGGAAAUCAUCGUCAUCAGCAGCAGCAGCAGCACCAGCUGAAGCCAGGAGAGGUCCCGGAAAACUUCAUCAUCCCUGGCUCCCCUGCCAUCAUCUCUAUCCGACAGGACCAGGCUGGGGCUGUGGAUGGCAAGGGUGACUUCAUCACCUUUGGAAAGAAGGAGGAGACCAAGAAGAAAAAGAAGAAGAAGAAGGGGAAAGCUGAUAAGAAAGACAAAGGGAGUGGAAACAAUGACAAUAGCGACCAUUAAGAGGUGUCUUUAAAACAGAGUUACCAAUUCUUAUAUAUAUAUAUAUAUAUAUAUAUAUAUAUAUAUAAUAUAAU